This is a messenger RNA of Racocetra fulgida, 323 nucleotides long. Lineage: Eukaryota; Fungi; Glomeromycota; Glomeromycetes; Diversisporales; Gigasporaceae. The record is from the annotation of a GenBank genome assembly.
CUACCUUUGAUUUAACCCAAAACACAGGUACAGCUACUUUCGAUUUAACCCAAGACACAGAUACUGCCACCUAUCAUUUAACUCAAGACACAGAUACUGCCACCUAUAAUUUAACCCAAGACACGGAUAGUGAUGAUACGAAUAAUUGUAAUAUGACUCAAGAAAUUGAACUAGAUGUGAAUAUAUAUAAAGAAAGGGAAAUCAGAGGUCAGUUGACUUUAGAUGAAUUUGAUUUCAACGAAGAGAUAAUUGAUAUUCAGGAAAAUGAAAAAGAUAUAUAUUAUGAAAAUGAAUCAAUUGAAUAUUCAAAUAUUUGGGAUUAA